This is a messenger RNA of Cucurbita moschata (crookneck pumpkin), 711 nucleotides long. Its product is annotated as RING-H2 finger protein ATL8. Lineage: Eukaryota; Viridiplantae; Streptophyta; Magnoliopsida; Cucurbitales; Cucurbitaceae. The transcript has 2 exons. The record is from RefSeq and is a predicted model, not a curated record. Bases 66 to 650 code for a protein of 194 amino acids.
UAGAGUUCUCAAGAUUUUUCCUUUUCCAUAGAUUUCUCUUCUUUUUCUCUGUUCAAAUCCGUGUCAUGACUCGCUACUUCCAAGCUUUGGCCGGGAAUACUUCCUCGGCGACGGCGACAGCGACGGCGCCGCCCCCAGAGGCGGUGGCUAUGGAGUCGGACUUCGUGGUGAUUCUGGCGGCGCUACUGUGUGCUCUAAUUUGUAUGGUAGGGCUGAUAGCGGUGGCUCGGUGCGCGUGGCUCCGGCGUGGCAGUAACGGUGGCGGUGCAGGAAAUCAGGCGUCAGCGAACAGGGGAUUGAAGAAGAAAAUCCUGCAAUCCCUCCCGAAAUUCGCGUACAGAGCAUCGGGGUCGGGCGGAGAAGAGAAAUUCGCGGCGGAAUGUGCGAUCUGCCUGGCGGAGUUCCUAGACGGGGAGGAGAUCCGACAACUGCCGCAGUGUGGCCAUUGCUUCCACGUCAGCUGCGUAGACACGUGGCUGAGCUCCCACUCGUCCUGCCCCUCUUGCCGCCAGAUUCUGGUAGUCGCCAGAUGCCAGAAGUGCGGCGAGUUCCCGGCCGUCGUCCACGGCGGCGAUCACAACGACGAGGAGGAGCAAAAGAGGAGGGAAGAUAACAACGGUAACAACAGAGGUUUGGGAUUUUUGCCUUGACUUUUAGUCAACGCCAUACCCUUCUAAUUAUUGCUCACUUUCUCUUUUCCCCAAUUCACUC